Messenger RNA from Propithecus coquereli (Coquerel's sifaka), 972 nucleotides. RefSeq names its product c-fos induced growth factor (vascular endothelial growth factor D) (gene VEGFD). The transcript is spliced from 7 exons. Gene Ontology annotation, biological process: response to hypoxia; vascular endothelial growth factor signaling pathway; positive regulation of angiogenesis. The record is from RefSeq and is a predicted model, not a curated record. Gene Ontology annotation, molecular function: chemoattractant activity; growth factor activity; vascular endothelial growth factor receptor 3 binding. Gene Ontology annotation, cellular component: membrane. Bases 1 to 972 code for a protein of 323 amino acids. Lineage: Eukaryota; Metazoa; Chordata; Mammalia; Primates; Indriidae.
AUGUACAGAGAGUGGGCAGUGGUGAAUAUUUUCGUGAUGUUUUAUGUGCAGCUGGUGCAGGGCUCCAGUAAUGAACAUGGACCAGCGAAGCAGUCAUCUCGGUCAAUGUUAGAACGAUCUGAACAGCAGAUUAGGGCUGCUUCUAGUUUGGAGGAACUGCUGCGAAUCACGCACUCUGAGGACUGGAAGCUGUGGAGAUGCCGGCUGAGACUCAAAAGUUUCACCAGUAUGGACUCUCGCUCAGCAUCCCAUCGGUCCACCAGGUUUGCGGCAACUUUCUAUGACAUUGAAACCCUAAAAGUUAUAGACGAAGAGUGGCAAAGAACCCAAUGCAGCCCUAGAGAGACGUGCGUGGAGGUCGCCAGUGAGCUGGGGAGGAGUACAAACACAUUCUUCAAACCCCCUUGUGUGAACGUGUUCCGGUGUGGCGGCUGCUGCAACGAAGAGAGCCUCAUCUGUAUGAACACGAGCACCUCGUACAUUUCCAAACAGCUCUUUGAGAUAUCAGUGCCUUUGACAUCAGUACCUGAAUUAGUGCCUGUUAAAGUUGCCAAUCAUACAGGUUGUAAGUGCUUGCCAACAGCCUCUCGCCAUCCAUACUCAAUUAUUAGAAGAUCCAUCCAGAUCCCAGAAGAAGAUAGAUGUACUGACCGUUCUCAUAUCCAGGAAUCGGCUCUCUGUGAGUCACACAUGAAGUUUGACGAAGAUCGUUGUGAGUGUGUCUGUAAAACACCAUGUCCCAAGGAUUUCAUCCAGCACCCAAAGAACUGCAGUUGUCUUGAGUGCAAAGAAAGUCUGGAGAGCUGCUGCCAGAAGCACAAGCUAUUUCACCCAGACACCUGCAGCUGUGAGGACAGAUGUCCUUUUCAUACCAGACCAUGCACAAAUGGAAAACCAGUGUGUGCAAAGCAUUGCCGCUUUCCAAAGGAAAAAAGGGCUUCCCAGGGGCCCCACAGCCAAGAAAAUCCUUGA